This is a messenger RNA of Conger conger (European conger), 2147 nucleotides long. RefSeq names its product zinc finger FYVE domain-containing protein 1. Bases 59 to 2029 code for a protein of 656 amino acids. The record is from RefSeq and is a predicted model, not a curated record. Gene Ontology annotation, molecular function: metal ion binding. Lineage: Eukaryota; Metazoa; Chordata; Actinopteri; Anguilliformes; Congridae. The transcript is spliced from 11 exons.
GUCGCCACCGGCCGUGUAGGCAGGAAGUGUAGACUUCAGUUAUGGUGUGAACCAAAUCAUGUCAGACUUGCUGCUGAAAGAGAUGGACGGACUGUCGCUUUCUCGCCAAAAAAAGGACGAAGAUAAAAGCAGCGACAGGAGUUUCCUUUUGGUGGAUGAACAUGAAAAUCUGCAGGUGUGCGACGAGACGCAGUUCCUGGAGAAGCUGGGCUGCCGGGACGUCCCCAGCGUGAAGGUGGUGUCCGUCUUCGGCAACACGGGCGACGGGAAGUCGCACACGCUGAACCACGUGCUGUUCGGCGGGGAGGAGGUGUUCCGCACCUCGCCGCUGCAGAGCUCCUGCACGGUGGGCGUGUGGGCGGCCUACGACCCGGGCCUGCGGCUGGUGGUGCUGGACACGGAGGGCCUGCUGGGCACGGCGGCCGUGGGCGGGCAGAACCAGCGCAUGCGGCUGCUGCUGAAGGUGCUGGCCGUGUCGGACGUGGUGGUGUACCGCACGCGCGCGGAGCGGCUGCACAACGACAUGUUCGAGUUCCUGGGCCGGGCCUCCGCCGCCUACCAGCAGUACUUCACCCCCGAGCUGCGUGACCUGUCCUCCCGCUGCGGCCUGGAGGUGCCCCUCUCCAGCCUGGGGCCCGCCGUCAUCGUCUUUCAGGAGACGUCCCGCACCAAACUGCUGGGGCAUGAGAGCGGGGUGCCCGGGCAGGGUGACUCCCUGCUGCAGAAGCGCUUCCACGACCUGGGGCUGCGCACGGAUGCCUUCAGCUCUGUGCAGUACGUGGGCACCCAGACCAUCAGCCCCCCCACAGACCACUCCCUGCUGCAGCGUGCCGUCCGCCAGCACGUGGGGAACACCUCCACCCGCUCCCCCCGCCAGCCUGCCAUCGUGUACAGGGCCCUACAGGCUCUGAGUGACAGGUUCUGUGGGGAGAUCUCAGAUGACAAGAUCAACCUCUUCUCCUUCUUUCCUGAUGAGUACUUCACCUGCCCCUCCGUCUGCCUCAGCUGCAAUGUGCGGUGUAAGAACGGAAUGAACCACCUGAAGGAUGGCCUCCCCCACAGAGCAGAUGGGCUGUGCCAGUAUGCCCACCAGUACAACAACAAGGUUCUCAUCUGUAAGAAAUGCUACGAGGGGGGCAGGGAGGUCAUCGUCAUCCCCAAGACCUCCGCCUCCACAGACAACCCCUGGUUCGGCCUGGCCAAGUACGCCUGGUCUGGGUAUGUGCUGGAGUGUGCCAGCUGUGGGAUCAUAUACCGCAGUCGUCAGUACUGGCUGGGGAACCAGGACCCGGAGAGCGGGGUGGUGCGUCCCGAGGUCAAGCACGUCUGGCAGGGGUCCGAGGCCUUCCUGACCGACCACCAGAACGCUGCCCAGAGGGUGCUGGACGGGGUGAACUUUGUGAUUCAGUCGGUUUCGGAGUACAGCACCGGCCCCACCAAAGCAGUCACCGCCUGGCUCACAGACCAAGUGGCGCCGCCCUACUGGAGGCCCAACGCUGAAAUUAUGGAGUGCCACGGCUGCAGCAGGGCGUUUGAGGAGGCGGAGAGGAAGCACCACUGCCGCUCCUGUGGGGAGGGCUUCUGCCAGGCCUGCUCCGCCCGCUCCAUGCCCGUGCCCGAGAGGGGGUGGGGCAGCGCCCCCGUCAGGGUGUGUGACACCUGCCACCGCCAGGGAGGGGCCCCCGCCUCCACCGCAGUGACACAGGUAGAGCCGCGGGGGCUGAUGGCCAGGAGGGUGACAGAAGUGGCCCAGUCCACCCUGGAGAUGGUGACCACUGCGGUAGACUACCCCCUGGGGCUGGUGAAGAGUGUGGCCAGGCCGGAGUACUGGGUCCCGGACCACGAGAUCACGCAGUGCCACCAGUGCUCCAAGACCUUCACCCCCAACAUGUCCAAACACCACUGCCGUGCGUGCGGGCAGGGCGUGUGCAGCGGCUGCUCCGCCCAGACCCGCCCUGUGCCGUCCCGCGGCUGGGACCACCCCGUCCGCGUCUGCCACGGCUGCGCCAGCCGGAAGGGCAGCCUGUAGAGGGGCCGACCCGACACGCGCCCCGCCCCUGUCCCUCACGGCCUCUCUCCCCCGCACCCUGCCCCUGUCCCUCACGCCCUCUCCCCAUCCCCCGCGCCCUGCCCCUCUCUCUCACACC